AUGAAGUUCACAGCUCUUGCCGUCGCUGCUGCUCUCGCUACAACGUAUGUUGUUGCCACUGACAAACCCGCCUUGCGAGCUCUUGCCGGUACUGACGCCGAUGAGGUUGACCUUAACGCCAACGAGGAUAUGGAGCCUUCGACGGAAAGUGAUGAUCAACAGGAGAAUGGUUGGGGCUGGGGCCGUCGCGGUAAAUGGGGACAUGGGCACGGCGGCUGGGGACACGGCGGCUGGGGACACGGCGGCUGGGGACACCGUGGUCACCGUGGAUGGUAA
This is a messenger RNA of Peronospora belbahrii, 276 nucleotides long. The record is from the annotation of a GenBank genome assembly. Lineage: Eukaryota; Oomycota; Peronosporomycetes; Peronosporales; Peronosporaceae.